AUGAAAUGAAAAUCGGUUGCCUAGAUCUUUGGAUACAAAAUACAGUGAACGAAGCAAAAGGAAACUUUGACUUGUAAAACAGAUGUCCAACAGGCAUGUAACUGGUCUGUAGGCUUGCUUUAAAAUGGAGAAUGUUGAUAAUGAACAGUCCGUGGAACAGUUUAACCAAAAUCAGAGUUGACAUCGCUAAGUGCAAUGUCAGUGACAUUCCAAGGCUCAACUAAAGUGACGGAGACAGCACAAACGUGAUCACGACAGAUCCGGACCCACUGCAGCCAAAUAAGGAAUGCCUGCAUCCAAAGAUUGGAUCCAAAUAUUCACCUGAAAAUCUAGAGCUCGGGCGGGUGGACCCACUUUUGAUGAGAUUCUGGGAGGACCAACAACUCACUCUGUCAACUAAAGGUAAACUGGAGGACUCAGCUACAAUGCUUUGGGCAUGAUCUGCCCAGAGUAUCCAGUGCCGAAAAACAAGAAGCCAGCUUCAACUAGUCGGGUGUCCAGAAUCUUCUGUAGAUAUCAUCCAGUGAUAAGGAAUUAGAAAGUGUAGAGAAGGGGCUUAGGGGUUUGGGCAGGGGGCUGCUGGUGCAUGUGGGGGCUGUGCCCAUCCCUUGCUGCAGAGUGGAAGCCCGUCUCGCCCAUGCCGUCCCCUGCCCAGGCCAGACUCGCCACACUCUGCAAUGGUGACAUGAGUGCCUGCAUUACGGAGGAGCCCAAAAUAAACCCAUCUUUUUCACUGUCUUUCUGUAGAAAACAAAUAAUAGACUUGAAUGUUUACUUGUGAAUAGAGGACUGUGUACAUACUGAUUAGCGUGGCCGCAAGGUGAUGAUGCUGAUGUGUGGGCGUGUGAGGCGGCUCUUCCGUCAGCUCACACUGCAGACCAGCCUGCUGCUGCUCUUCCUUUUCUGCAUGGUCAGUGUCCUCAUCUCAGCUUAUUUCCUGUAUGGAGUCAAACGGGAGUUUGAACCAGCAGGAGUUGGGAGUGUUGUGGUCCCAGAAGAAGGUAUGGCCGAUUGGGAAGAUCCCUGGGCAACUCCCUCCCCUCCAUCAGCAAGGGUGCUUCCCGCAAGAACUGCCAAACCAGCGGACAUGUCUCGAACUGACCCUGUGGUGCUGGUCUUUGUGGAGAGCUUGUACUCCCAGUUGGGCCAGGACAUCGUGGCCAUUUUGGAAUCUGGGCGAUUCCGCUACCAGACAGAGAUUGCACCUGGAAAGGGCGAUAUGCCUACACUCACAGACAAGAACCGGGGCCGAUUUACACUGGUCAUCUACGAGAACAUCCUCAAGUAUGUCAACCUGGAUGCCUGGAACAGAGAGUUGCUGGACAAGUACUGUGUGGAGUAUGGUGUUGGUAUCAUUGGAUUUUUCAAGGCUAAUGAGAACAGUUUGCAGAGUGCCCAGCUGAAGGGUUUUCCUCUAUUCCUGCACUCUAAUCUGGGUUUAAGGGACUGUAGUGUCAACCCCAAGUCUCCCCUACUGCUCAUCACCAAGGCCCGCGAAGUGGAGCACGGUCCCUUACCUGGAGAUGACUGGACUGUCUUCCAGUCUAACCACACCACAUACGAGCCUGUGCUGUUUGCUCGUGGCCGGAGUAUGGAGGCUGGUGGAGCACCAGGACCUCUUCAUGCAGCGGUGGUACAGGAUUUGGGUCUUCACGAUGGCAUUCAGCGGGUACUCUUUGGCAAUAACCUGAAUUUUUGGCUGCACAAACUGGUGCUGGUGGACGCAGUGAGUUUCUUGACAGGCAAGCGUCUGUCACUGGCUUUGGAGCGCUACAUACUGGUGGAUAUUGAUGACAUCUUUGUUGGGAAAGAAGGCACACGCAUGAAGGUGUCUGACGUCAAGGCGCUACUGGAGACACAGAACGAACUCCGAACCCAUGUACCCAAUUUUACCUUUAACCUGGGAUUCUCUGGAAAGUUCUUCCAUGCUGGCACAGAUGAGGAAGAUCUGGGAGAUGACCUCCUCCUAUCCUACAGUAAGGAGUUCUGGUGGUUCCCUCACAUGUGGAGUCACAUGCAACCGCAUCUCUUCCACAACCAGUCCGUGCUGGCCGAACAGAUGUUGCUCAACCGAAAGUUUGCAGAGGAGCAUGGCAUUCCCACAAACAUGGGUUAUGCGGUGGCUCCCCAUCACUCUGGAGUGUAUCCCAUCCAUAUGCAGCUGUACGAGGCCUGGAAGAAAGUGUGGGGCAUCAAGGUGACCAGUACAGAGGAGUACCCCCACCUCAAACCCGCCCGCUUCCGCAGGGGCUUCGCCCACAGUGGCAUCAAUGUGUUACCCAGGCAGACGUGUGGUCUCUUUACUCACACCAUCUUCUAUAAGGAGUAUCCUGGAGGCUCUAAAGAGCUGGAUAAACUCAUCAGUGGAGGAGAACUUUUCCUCACUGUGCUCCUCAAUCCAAUCAGUAUUUUCAUGACCCACCUCUCCAACUAUGGGAAUGACCGUCUUGGCUUGUACACCUUCAAGAACCUGGUGAAAUUUGUCCAGAUGUGGACCAACCUGAAGCUACAGACUCUCCCGCCUGUACAUCUGGCCCAGAGAUAUUUCCAAAUCUUCCCAGAAGAACGGGAACCCAUCUGGCAGGACCCCUGUGAGGACAAAAGACAUAAAGACAUUUGGUCUAAAGAGAAGACGUGCGACCGUUUUCCCAAGCUACUUAUCAUUGGACCUCAGAAGACUGGAACCACUGCCCUCUAUCUGUUUCUUGGCAUGCAUCCCGAUUUGACCAGCAACUACCCCAGCAAGGAAACCUUUGAGGAAAUCCAGUUCUUCAAUGGCCGAAACUACCACAAAGGCAUUGACUGGUACAUGGAGUAUUUCCCUCUACCUUCCAACACUAGCUCAGAUUUCUACUUCGAGAAAAGCGCCAACUACUUCGACUCGGAGGUCGCGGCCCGGCGAGCAGCUGCUCUUCUGCCCAAAGCCAAAAUCAUCACCAUUCUCAUCAACCCUGCUGACAGAGCCUAUUCCUGGUACCAGCAUCAGAGGGCUCAUGAUGAUCCUGUGGCACAAAAAUAUACAUUCCAUGACGUUAUCAUCGCUGGCCGGGACACGCCCAUCAAACUGAGGGUCCUGCAGAGCCGUUGUUUGCUGCCUGGUCUAUAUGCCACACACCUACAGCGCUGGCUCACACACUAUCACCCCAGCCAGAUCCUGGUCCUGGAUGGGCAGAUGCUGAGGACAGAACCAUCUUUAGUGAUGGACAAAAUCCAGAAGUUUCUAGGCCUGACUAACACACUCAACUACCACAAGAUCCUUGCAUUUGAUCCAAAGAAGGGCUUCUGGUGCCAGCUGCUAGAUGGAGGCAAGACAAAAUGCCUGGGGAAGAGUAAGGGGAGGAGAUAUCCUGACAUGGAUGUUGAUUCCCGGACCUUUCUGAGAGAGUACUACCACGAGCACAACAUUGAGCUCUCGAAGCUGCUGUACAAAAUGGGCCAGCCGCUGCCUAGCUGGCUCCGAGAGGAGCUGCUCCACAGCAGGUAGUCUGAGGAGGGGUGGGGACACACUGGUCAGACCACUGGUCAGACUCGGACACCCCUCUUCUAAUUUUGAGGGGACUCGCCCUCUUGUCCACCCCUGUCCGCCAUCUGCCAUGGCGGUUGGUCAAGUGUCCUCCAGUGGCCUUUCGGACCUCCUGUUCGGGGUACUGAGCUUCCAGAGGACAAGAUGGAGAGGUCGAGAAAAAGGCAAGGAAGAUGCACUAUGGUGCACCCAUGUAUCUGUUCUGUUUUGGAGAACAGUGAAGGGCCUAAGACAGAGCCUUGGGGUAUACCCACCAUAAGACCUCAACUCAAAAGGUGGAUCAGAAAGGGAGGCUUCAAAAAGACAUUAUACUGCUCUGGUGUGUUGAAGUGCUCAGUCAUAAUGUCAAAACAAAUGGACACCCUCACACGCAGCAUGGAAGAGGAGUGCACUCUACGGACAACACAUAAGUCAGUAACAGAUAAACAAGUGCCAGGGUAGAACCUUAAAGUCAGACUUUCUUUGUUUCCUUUGUUAAAUCUUCUUUUAACACUCAUUUCAUGUGUUGUGUUGCACAACACAAGGCUUUUUGCCUUGUAGUGUAAUUCUUCUGUUUUAAACUGUUUUGAAAUAAUAGGAUAUUGUGACCAUUUGUUACAACUGCACCCUCCAGGCUUCAAAUGUGACAUUUAAAGGUGAAAAUUCAUUAUGAUGUAUUUAUGGCUAUUUGCUGCAAAUUCACAGGACAACUUAAUGCGUGAUCAAUUGUGGUACUAAAACACAGAUAAGCUACAACCAUAAUCAAUGUGACUGUAAAUAUGAAACUGUAAAAAAGCUAUGUGUGUUGAUGGCUCAUUAUAUGUGCUGUAUCUGCCUUAAUGCUACUUUAUCAAGCCAAUUAAGGUUAAAUUCACAAAAUAUAUGAGCUGAGAUUUUUUUGACAUGCCUUGAGCAGCUGAUCUUUUAAUCUUAAUUUUAACGAUGAAUGUCGAGAACUGGAUCCACAAGUUAUUUGGCAUUAUAUCGCCAAUCUUACUGAAGUGUUCAUUAGUUUUUUCAGUGACGGUAUUGCCAUUUUAAUAAUGAUUCAUAGAUCUCCCACCAAUAAUAAUUUAUCAUCUUUUUUUAAAGGAAUGUUUUUCCCCUCAAUUUUUAUAUGAUUGUAUUGCAUAUCACAGCAUCUCAUCACAUUUCAUUCAGGGUUGACACCAGAAUGUGUCCAGGAAUAUAUUGCCUCUGCCAAGAGAUCGUUUAAAAGGCCAUUUUAUAUGACUUGUGUUUUGUAGGAACUGUUGAUCGCUACUGAACUGUAUGAAUUACACCCAUGAAUGUAAGCGAGGAUGCUAUAAAAUAUGCAUAAUGCCUUUUAGUGGCAGGCAGGGCAGUCCAUGGAAAGCCCCACAAAGCACCAUAACCCAGUACUGGGGCAAAAUUAAACCACUGCGUAAAUGGAUUUUAUUUCUCAAAAAUGUGCUGCUGAAAUGAGAAGUCAUGAAACGAACCAAAUCUCAUUUGAUGUAAAACAAAAUUAAUUGCGUUUAAAAUUAAUAAUUAUAAAAUUAAUAAUUAUAAAAUUAAUUUUGUUCUUUCCUUUUUUCCAUUUGUCUUUGAAAAGUUUUUGUGCACUUUCAUCUGUACUUCCGUGCACAAUUGCUUCACACAGCAUAUAUCUGUCUCUUCUAACAGCUGUGUAAUGUACCCUGUCAUCCAAAGAGGGCAUUCAUCAUCUUUUUCGACUCUACAGUCAGACACUAACUGGCGUUUGUCAUUUGAUGGCUUCCCAUUUCUAUUCAGGGCCUUGUCUGUAAGUGCAGCUUGUGGUCAAACCAUCUUCCAAAGCAUUUCAUAAUGAAAACACUUGUAGGUUCUGCAAAAAAGAAAAAAAAGAACGGCACGGAAAAGUAAAGAGUAAACUUAGUUUAAUCUUAAAUUACUCCAGAUAUUCCCUGCUUUAGGAGGGACAUUUGUGUAAGGGGUUAUAUGUGCUCAAUGCACAGUUAAAUAUAUUACCGAUGAAGAACUGACAGUAUCUCAGAGCGUUUAUUUUCAAUAAUACAGAUCUUAUUUGUAAAAACUGUAACUACACAUUAUUUUCUUCAUUGACCUCAAAGUAUGAUGCUUGAGAAGCACAAUGUGUUUGAUGUUGACCAAGGAGUGGAAAAACAUAAUGUAUACCUAUUGUGUAAGGAUAUCACUCCACACAAAGGUUUUGCACCGAACCACAGGAAGACUUUUGGCUCCACGGAACAUUUUGUAUUACCAGUACCUUUUAGAGAUAGUUUUACUGGGUCUUGGUUUAAAUGCAAGUAAAGUUUACAACUGUCUACGAUACAGAAGCAAGCAACUUACAUGCUGCUCUUGGGUUUGUCAUAAUUACAUACGUAAUACUCUUCUUUUUCUCUGAAUCUUAAUUUAGUAUUCCUGCUCCUUGGCUGACAACUGACAUCUAAUAAUGCAAUAUUGUGUUUCCUGGUAAAAUGGGAAAGUUUGCACCAAGCACAAAUUAAGUUUUAAUGAAAUUUCGGUCGCAUUGUACAGAACCCAUUUAUUAUGAGUGAAUGAAACAAAGAGAGAAUAUAAGAUAUGAAUGGACUGUAGUUGUUAUGGUUUUUUAUAUUCUGAUCACAUACAGAGGUGCAGAGAGGUCCUUGUGACUUUCACACUGCCAAUAUUGUGCUUUCUGUAUCAUAAUGUAGGGUAUCAGUAAAUAGAAAUAAAAUAACUAAGGAAAUAAUCAUCUGGACUAUACAAUCAAACCUACCAUUGUUAAUAUUUUUUAUUGUUGGUAGCCAAUAUUUUUGUGAUUUAUUUGCAAAUAAAGAAACCACUGUCUUUUUA
Molecule: messenger RNA, 6301 nt
Organism: Myxocyprinus asiaticus (Chinese sucker)
Lineage: Eukaryota; Metazoa; Chordata; Actinopteri; Cypriniformes; Catostomidae
Product: bifunctional heparan sulfate N-deacetylase/N-sulfotransferase 1-like
Exons: 17
Coding region: 824-3484 (886 amino acids)
Cellular component (GO): Golgi apparatus
Molecular function (GO): deacetylase activity; heparan sulfate N-sulfotransferase activity
Source: RefSeq, a predicted model, not a curated record